This is a messenger RNA of Suncus etruscus (white-toothed pygmy shrew), 1173 nucleotides long. RefSeq names its product serpin family A member 7 (gene SERPINA7). Gene Ontology annotation, molecular function: serine-type endopeptidase inhibitor activity. The record is from RefSeq and is a predicted model, not a curated record. Gene Ontology annotation, biological process: negative regulation of endopeptidase activity. Lineage: Eukaryota; Metazoa; Chordata; Mammalia; Eulipotyphla; Soricidae.
AUGAAGCAAGCCGCUGCUGCUUGUUGGCUCUGGGAAGAGUUUAGGCAAGAAAGACUCAGUUUGAAACAAGCUGACAUGUCUAGACCAGCAAGAGAGUCUCUGGAUAGUGGGCAGAAUUGGGACUUAAAUAGCAUCAGUUUGAAUCAAGUUGAGGUACAUGAACCAAGCCACAACUACCUGUUGUCAGCAGACAAAAUUUGGGCCAAUAAAGCCCCAGUUAAAAUUGAGCUGGAAGAUCACCUUUUCUGGGAAAUACUAAAAUUCCUGAUUCUCUUGGUGCUUGGUCUAUAUUGCAUAACAAUUAAAUCUGAAGCUAAAGUAAUCACCUGUUAUUCCCUAUUGAAAAAUGCUACUCUGUAUAAGAUGUCAUGCAUCAGUGCUGACUUUGUGUAUUUUUACCAAAGUUUCACUGUGGAGAUGCUACAAAAUUUAUACUUUUCCCCUGUGAUCAUUUCUGCAGUUCUGACCAUGCUCUCCAAGAACCUCACAGAUGCACCAACAUCAGAGCGCCAGCAUGGCUUUCAGUACCUCAUAUGUUCACUUAGUAGUCCCAAAAAUGAAUUGGAGUUACAUAUGGGAAAUUCUCUCUAAAAACAACUAAAACUACUGGAAAAGUUUUUGGAAGAUGACAAGAGCCUUUUUGAGAUUGGGUUUUAUGCUAACUUCUCUAAUGUUUCUGAAGCCCAGCAGGAAAUGAAAAUCGAGAAUCAAACCAAAGGGAAAGUUGUGGAUCUGAUCCAAGAUCGCCAAACAAAUAUUAUCAUGAUCCUGGUGAACUAUAUUCACUUUAAAGAUAAGAAACUAAUAUUUUUUGAUCCAUCCAAGACAGAAAGAAAAUGCUUCAUAGUAUACAAAACCAUUACAGUGCAAGUGCAUAUGAUGCACCUAAUGUAACAAUACUGUCACCUGGUAGAUAUGGGGCUUAAUUGCCUGGUACUGCAAAUGGACUAUUAUAGUAAGAAUACUCUGGCAAUUUUUGUCCUUCCAAAUGAGGGUCAGACGGAGUGAAUGAGAAUUACCAGAAGCUCACCCCUUGUAACUAUUGAAGGAUGGCAGUUGGCCUAUGUGUUACAUAAAGCCCAGGGCUCAAGUGCUGAGGGGGUGAUGCUAGGAGAUUCUAUUGUGGCUGGCCUGCAAUUGAGCUCCUGCUGGAUUGCCAGAGAAACUGUUUAA